Molecule: messenger RNA, 2120 nt
Organism: Amyelois transitella
Lineage: Eukaryota; Metazoa; Arthropoda; Insecta; Lepidoptera; Pyralidae
Exons: 2
Coding region: 636-2120 (494 amino acids)
Source: RefSeq, a predicted model, not a curated record
AGUAUUUCUCAAAAUAAAUGUACAUUCUGGAAAAAAAAAGUGUGCCUUGAUAAAUUUUGAAAAAUACAUUCGUUUUUAUUUAAUCAUAGAAAUAAUUUAUACACCAAAAUGUAGGAUAACUAUUAAACUUUAGAAUAAUGUGAAAUAAACAGCUUAAUCGUAUUAUUACUAUUUUUUUCGUUUAGUUUUUAAAUAACGUUUUUUUACCAUUCAUACAAAAAUCGAAUUGCCACCCUACCUACCUCAUACUUUUACACUUCAUAAAAUGCGAACUGUAACAUGAAUAUUGUGCAUUUUUGUGUAUUGUGGUUCUUCAUGAAAUGUAGUUACUGAAAAUAAGUGAUUUUCUAUGGGGUUGCUUAAUAAAUUCAUAAUUAAAUGCAAAAAAUAUAAAUGAGUCGCGUCAUUUUACUUUUUAGUAACUACUCUUUAGUUGCGUUUUAUUUUACUUCCAAGUAAUUUCUGAACGCAUUAAUUUAAUUUUCAAACGGGCAACCCUAGCUGCUUUCUGAUUGGUUGUUGGUUUGACGUCUCCGCCAUUACAUUUAUUGUGAAAAUCAGAUGUACACGUGUUUUGUUGAGUGGGAAUACUAUUUCGUGACAGGAAUUAAAACAGCCUUUUUUCACAUAACGGAAUGCCACCUAAAACUAAUGCCGAAAGGCAAAAAGCUUACAGAGAAAAACUAAAAAAGGAAAAGCCAGCAAAAUAUGAGAAAAUUCGAGUUAAGCAUUUGGAAAAAAUAAAAGAAAAUAACAAAAAGAAAAAGGAAAUGCUUACAGAAAAAGAAAAAGAAGAGUUACGAGAAAAGUGGAGACAAGCCAAUGCUAAAAGAGCUGAAAGAAAAAAGAAGGCUAACCUUACCACACAUGACAAAAAUACAUUAGAAGUUAGAAAAAACACUUAUUCUAAUACAAAAAUCUUAAAGGAAACACUAAAAAACCUAAUUGAAGAAAAUAAUCAGUUAAAAAGACGUAAUAAGAAUUUAAAGCAAGCCUGUAAUCGGAUGAGAAAGCGAAUGGUCAAUCUGAAAAAACUACUACAUCAACAAACUGUGACUAAUAAUGACGUUAUUUCCAUUGAACCAACUGCUAAAACACCACAAUGUGACGACACACCAUUAACGAAAUCAAAUAGUUUCAUAAAAGAAGUUUUACCAAAUGUGUCUCUGGUAGAAAAAGAAAGGGUGAAAAAGAAGUUACUUUUACUAAACACAAUUACAGAUUCUUUAAAGACAGAGUUUAAUAAAGCAGAUCCCAAAGAGAGGACAAUACUAAAAAAGGUAGCUACAAACGAAAUUGCAAAUAAAAAAAAAUUAAAAACAGCUAUUUCUAAUGUUCUUGGCCUGAAAGGAAGAAUCAGAACGACGACAAAAGGAAGUAACCAAAUGAGAAAGAAAUAUAAAAAAGAAAUCCAAAAUUUCUUUGCAAGAGAAGAUGUAAGUAGACCUAGCGCAGGGAAAAAAGAGUGCAUAACGAGAAAUAAAGAAAAAGUACAAAAGAGAUAUUUAAUUGAACCAAUAUACAAGCUCUAUAGAAAAUACAGGACAGAAGGUGGUAAAGCAUCUUUGCAAACUUUUUAUCGGUUCCGACCAUUCUUUGUUGUGAAACCAAGACUUCAAGAUAGGAAUACUUGUGCUUGCAUAAAGCAUUGCAAUUUAUUGUUUAAGGCAAUAUCUUUGAAGAAGCUAGGUUUACUUCAAACAUCUGACAUUGAUGAACUUAUGAAAAAUGUAAGUUGCAGCAAUUCUUUCAAGUGCAUGUACUCCGAGUGUUCUGAAUGCAAAGAUAAGAAAUUAGCUAUUGAUUUGACGAUAAGUGAAGAUAGUCCCGUGCAAUGGCUCCAAUGGAAAAUGAGCACGUAUACCUAUACUAAAAUUGGCAAAAAGAAAUCAGAAGAAAAACAGACAAAGAAGUAUUUAAAACAGAUAGUGAAAGGAACAGUGACUACAUUAAUUAAAGAAUUUCAAGAUGAUAUACAAAAAUUUAAAACUCAUUACUUCAAUGUUUCGCAUCAGUACUUGGCGUGGAAAAAGUGUAUUGAAAACCUUGAUGAAGAGGAAGCAGCAUUGAUUUGCGAUUUUUCAGAAAACUUUUCAUGCAAGCAAUCUGAAGAAAUUUAG